UCAACUCAACCAUUGCAAUGUCUACUGCCGAACAACCCUCACUUGCCAAGGCUCUCCCCGAGAAAUUCAACCACUAUCAUGACCAGUUUAACAAGGAACUAGCCAAGGUUCCUUGUUUGGUCCAGUUUGAGAAACAGACUCAUAUUCCAAAGACAUAUCUAGUUGCUGGUGCUGGAUCUGUCCUGUUUGUUCUCAUCUUUGUCAAUAUCUGGGGUAACCUGUUGACAGACAUGCUGGGUUUCUUAUACCCAGCAUAUGCUUCUUUCAAGGCAAUCGAAUCCAAGGAAGUAGAUGAUGAUGUGCAAUGGCUCACAUACUGGUGUGUCUUUGGUUUCUUCAACGUCCUCGAGUUUUUUUCAGAUGUGCUGCUCUACUGGCUUCCACUCUACUACACCAUGAAGGCUAUUGUCAUUCUAUGGCUUGUGCUUCCCCAAUUCAAGGGUGCUGUUAUUUUGUACAAUGGAUUCCUUCGUCCAUUCCUUGUUUCAGAAACAAAAAACAUUGACAAUGCUGGUGAAAGGCUAAAGACCAAGAUUAGCUCUGUCUUCACUGACGCUCAAAAGGAGAUGAAAAGCGACUAAGGGCAUUUAGCUUUCUUUUACUUGCUACUGAUUCAUGAAUCCAAACUGAACUUCAAUUCUUGUUUCUCUGAUCUUGCAUUUGGUCCACUAUCCUAAAGUACUCGCCUUUUUCAAUUUUUUACUAUCGAAAAUAAAUCCCAUGAAAGCAAAUCAAUAAAGUUUCAAAGGACCAAGAUUACUGU
Messenger RNA from Batrachochytrium dendrobatidis JAM81, 763 nucleotides. RefSeq lists its product as uncharacterized. The record is from RefSeq and is a predicted model, not a curated record. The coding region runs from base 18 to 581 and encodes 187 amino acids. The transcript is spliced from 7 exons. Lineage: Eukaryota; Fungi; Chytridiomycota; Chytridiomycetes; Rhizophydiales.